This is a messenger RNA of Propithecus coquereli (Coquerel's sifaka), 4737 nucleotides long. It is a transcript of the gene HSPA4, whose product is annotated as heat shock 70kDa protein 4. Gene Ontology annotation, cellular component: nucleus; cytosol. The record is from RefSeq and is a predicted model, not a curated record. The transcript is spliced from 19 exons. Gene Ontology annotation, biological process: protein folding. The coding region runs from base 272 to 2794 and encodes 840 amino acids. NCBI's taxonomy places the organism in Eukaryota, Metazoa, Chordata, Mammalia, Primates, Indriidae. Gene Ontology annotation, molecular function: ATP binding; ATP-dependent protein folding chaperone.
UCUCGCGCUGCGGCUCUGCUCCCGUCCCUACGAGAUCCUUCGAGAUCUUCUCCGCCCCCGCUACCGGCGCCUCCUCUGCGGCCGCUGAGCCGGAGCCGGCCUGCGCUGCGCCCUUGGUUGCGGUCUCCCCGCCAGGACCUAGGCGCUCACGUGGACACCCCCCAGUAGCCCCGGUGCCCCGGUCCACGCGGCCCGCUCUCCACGCGCUCGCCCCGCCGGGGUCCGUGUCCUGUCUCGGCAGCCGGACCCGGGCCCGACCGUAGCCGGCGCCAUGUCGGUGGUGGGCAUAGACCUGGGCUUCCAGAGCUGCUACGUCGCGGUGGCCCGCGCCGGCGGCAUCGAGACCAUCGCGAACGAGUAUAGCGACCGCUGCACGCCGGCUUGCAUUUCUUUUGGUCCUAAGAAUCGUUCAAUUGGAGCAGCGGCUAAAAGCCAGGUAAUUUCCAAUGCAAAGAACACAGUCCAAGGAUUUAAAAGAUUCCAUGGCCGAGCAUUCUCUGAUCCAUUUGUGGAGGCAGAAAAAUCUAACCUUGCAUAUGAUAUCGUGCAGUUGCCCACCGGAUUAACGGGUAUAAAGGUGAUGUAUAUGGAGGAAGAGCGAAAUUUUACCACUGAGCAAGUCACCGCCAUGCUUUUGUCCAAACUGAAGGAGACGGCAGAAAGUGUUCUUAAGAAGCCUGUUGUCGACUGUGUUGUUUCGGUUCCUUGUUUCUAUACUGAUGCAGAAAGACGGUCAGUGAUGGAUGCAACACAGAUCGCCGGUCUCAAUUGCCUGCGAUUGAUGAAUGAAACUACUGCAGUUGCUCUUGCAUAUGGAAUCUACAGGCAAGAUCUUCCUGCCUUAGAAGAGAAAGCAAGAAAUGUAGUUUUUGUAGACAUGGGUCAUUCUGCUUAUCAAGUUUCUGUAUGCGCAUUUAAUAGAGGAAAACUGAAAGUUCUGGCCACUGCAUUUGACACGACACUGGGAGGCAGAAAGUUUGAUGAAGUUUUAGUAAAUCACUUCUGUGAAGAAUUUGGGAAGAAAUACAAGCUAGACAUCAAGUCCAAAAUCCGUGCAUUAUUACGACUCUCUCAGGAGUGUGAGAAACUCAAGAAAUUGAUGAGUGCAAAUGCUUCAGACCUCCCUUUGAGCAUCGAAUGUUUUAUGAAUGAUGUUGAUGUAUCUGGAACUAUGAAUAGAGGCAAAUUUCUGGAGAUGUGUGAUGAUCUCUUAGCUAGAGUAGAGCCACCACUUCGUAGUGUUUUGGAACAAGCCAAAUUAAAGAAGGAAGAUAUUUAUGCAGUGGAGAUAGUUGGUGGUGCUACACGAAUCCCUGCAGUAAAAGAGAAGAUCAGCAAUUUUUUUGGCAAAGAACUCAGCACAACAUUAAAUGCUGAUGAAGCUGUCACUCGAGGCUGUGCGUUGCAGUGUGCAAUCUUAUCGCCUGCUUUCAAAGUCAGAGAAUUUUCUAUCACUGAUGUAGUACCAUAUUCAAUCUCUCUGAGAUGGAAUUCUCCAGCUGAAGAAGGGUCAAGUGACUGCGAAGUCUUUCCAAAAAACCAUGCUGCUCCUUUCUCUAAAGUCCUCACGUUUUAUAGAAAGGAACCUUUUACUCUUGAGGCCUAUUACAGCUUUCCUCGGGAUUUACCCUAUCCAGAUCCUGCUAUAGCUCAGUUUUCAGUUCAGAAAGUCACUCCUCAGUCUGAUGGCUCCAGUUCGAAAGUGAAAGUCAAGGUCCGCGUGAACGUCCAUGGCAUUUUCAGUGUGUCCAGCGCAUCCCUGGUGGAAGUACACAAGUCUGAGGAGAACGAGGAGCCGAUGGAAACAGAUCAGAAUCCGAAGGAAGAAGAGAAGAUGCAAGUGGACCAGGAGGAAGCUCAUACUGAAGAGCAGCAGCAGCAAACACCAGCAGAAAAUAAGGCGGAGUCUGAAGAAAUGGAGACCUCCCAAGCUGGAUCAAAAGACAAAAAGAUGGACCAACCACCCCAGGCCAAGAAGGCAAAAGUGAAGACCAGUACUGUGGACCUGCCAAUUGAGAAUCAGCUGUUAUGGCAGAUAGACAGAGAGAUGCUCAACUUGUACAUUGAAAAUGAGGGUAAGAUGAUCAUGCAGGAUAAACUGGAGAAGGAACGGAACGAUGCUAAGAAUGCAGUGGAAGAAUACGUGUACGAGAUGCGAGACAAGCUUAGUGGGGAAUACGAGAAGUUCGUGAGUGAAGACGAUCGUAACAGUUUUACUUUGAAACUAGAAGAUACUGAGAAUUGGUUGUAUGAGGAAGGAGAAGACCAGCCAAAGCAAGUUUAUGUUGAUAAAUUGGCCGAAUUAAAAAAUCUAGGUCAGCCUAUCAAGUUACGGUUCCAAGAAUCUGAAGAAAGACCAAAAUUAUUUGAAGAACUAGGCAAACAGAUCCAACAGUAUAUGAAAGUAAUCAGCUCUUUCAAAAACAAGGAGGACCAGUACGAGCACCUGGACGCCGCGGACGUGGCGAAGGUGGAGAAAAGCACGAACGAGGCCAUGGAGUGGAUGAACAACAAGCUGAAUCUGCAGAACAAGCAGAGUCCGACCACGGACCCAGUCGUCAAGUCAAAAGAGAUCGAAGCUAAAAUUAAGGAGCUGAUGAGUAUUUGCAGCCCUAUAAUUUCAAAGCCAAAACCCAAAGUGGAACCUCCAAAAGAGGAGCAAAAAAAUGCGGAGCAGAAUGGACCAGUGGAUGGACAAGGAGACAGCCCCGGCCCCCAGGCUGCUGAGCAGGGCACAGACACGGCUGUGCCUUCAGAUUCGGACAAGAAGCUUCCUGACAUGGACAUUGAUUGAUUCCACACCUGUUUAUAUUAAAACAGACUGUUAUAAAGCUUUAAGUUGUCAACUUUGUUCUAAAUAUCAACUAGAGCAAGCGAAUACUGAAGAUUUCUUAGUUUUUAGGGAAUUUUGGGGGAGGGGAUAUGUAUGGAGCAUUUUGACUUCUAAAUAGUUAGAUACAGAAAUUAAGUGCAUUGUAUCUUUUUCAUAAUGGUACUAUUUAGAAGCCCAGUUAGUCUUACUGAGCUUACGCUUCACUCCUUUUAUGUUUAAUCAUGCGUCUACAGGAACAAGUUUAUAUCGGAAAGUUGAGCUAUAGCAAAAGCUAUACCUAGCUAUCAAGCAGACUUUUCAUUGUGACUUAUAUGGCAGGAGCUCUAAUCAUGCUUCAAAAAUCUAUUGUGGAGACUGCCACCACGGCUCCCUGCCUGGCGUGGGGAUGGGGUCGCCCUCUGUUUGAGGGUCAGAGCACAGCGUGGCACAGAGCGACAUAGCAAGAGUAUGCUUUGAGCCUCUUCACACUUCACCCCCUCUUCCACCCCAGUCUCUCCCCCUUCUCCGAAUAAAGGAGCUCCAGUAUAAAUGCCACGUUCUGCUCUUGGGAAAAUAGACCCCCUGACUUAGAGCGAGUUGUUACCUGAGGGUUUUAGACCUCGAGGCUCUUCCUGGAAGUAUGUUCACUAAUACCCCAAGCAUCAAAGUCUCUAAGCAAUUUUCUCUUCAGAAAGUUAGGAUUGGGUAGAUGUACUGUCGGGUACAGGCAUGGUAAAUUUAACUGAGGAAUCGAUCCUUGCUAACUAUGGUGUAAAGAUUUGUACCCUGGCCUGUUUGUUCGAGCGGGAGAUGUUCUGUGUAAAUUCGAGGUAUAGCUUGAACUCCUAGGACAAGUGUUAAAAUUUCUUUUUAGCUCAUUCAGAAUCACUUGUGUGUUAAGUGUUACUGUCUGUCAUGAAUAUGCCAAUUUGUACAUGUUAAACAGCUGACAGAUGAUACAGAAAAUUAAGAUACACUGGAUUGUACUGGAUGAGCCUGAAAUUAGUGUUCAAGAGGUGUGGCGCCCAGCGUUACGCAACACCUGUUCUCGACCGUGCGGCGAUGCCGGGUGUGCCGAGCAUUCCUCUGACUGCUGUCGGGGCGGUGCCGAUAGGAGGGAGGCAUUUUGGAAACUCCAAGGGAAGCCUGUGUAAGAGGCCAGAGCUGGUACCUGCCUUAGGAACUGCUAUGAGCUUUGUUGGUUACAUUUUGGAUCUUUGUAAUAAUUGCUAUUCUGUAUAGCAGAGUGUCUCUCUGUUAAUACUGGCCUACGUUGUUAGAAAUAGGAUUGUAUCUUGCAUAGUUAGAGUAAGUUUCUGUCUAUCUCUACAUGGAAAAGUUUUAGAGUGUCACAAGCUCCAAAAUGCUAUAGAGAACACUUGCUCAGAGGAGGAAGGAGGAAGUAUGUUUAUGUGCUGUAUGAGCAUGGACAGAGGCCUUACGGCGCCAGGACUUGGGCCCUGUUCUUAGAGCAUCCUCUGUUCGUUCUCUACCUGUCACGCUUCGAGAGUUCCAGCUGACCUGCUGCGAGGCCAGAAUCUGUGAAGUGCUGGCUGCAGGAUUAAGCCACCCUUAUGCAACUGACUCAGUCCUUAAUGGCCAUUUCUUCUAAAAAUUUUUUCAUGUGUGUGUGUGGGGAAGGGUAUAGGUGUCGGGAUGGGGGGAACUUGGAGUUAAAACUAGAACUAAGAUGAUGUGGUCUGCUUGCUCCCUGUCCAGACGGGCUUUAAGACCAGUUGGAUCUACAUGGAGGCCAGGCCACAGAGUGACAGUUGAUGGCUUGUGUGUAGACAAGCAUUUAUCCCGGUUGCGUUAUCCAAAUUGGUUUGUUAAAGCUCCAGGUCACGUUCUUACACUAAGAAAAUCAUUCAGUAAACAUGAGAUAAGUUUAGGAGAAACUAAUAAAAGAAAACCUGUCUUACACU